Cercopithifilaria johnstoni is the source of this 726-nucleotide messenger RNA. Lineage: Eukaryota; Metazoa; Nematoda; Chromadorea; Rhabditida; Onchocercidae. The record is from the annotation of a GenBank genome assembly.
AUGCGUUCACAAAAACGAGUACGUCGUAUUGGUAAAGUACGCUGUCUGAAAAAUGCUGCUGCGGGAAAAUGGAAGACAUAUCGGAGACGUCUGGAAGCUAGAAAAGCAUGGCAAAACAAUACAAUUUUGACGGAGCAUCAGCAUUCCUGCAAUACACUUGCUCCACCACCACCAACUUAUCGAAAAAUCAAGGAGAUGAAGCAGCGAUCUCCCGAGGAACUGGCAGAAAGAGAGCAAAGACGUCUGGAGAAGAAACUAGCAAAACAGAAAGCAUCAACUUCAACACUUCCAGAGAUUAGAAAAGAAAAAAAGCUGAAGGAAGCAUCCAGCAAUGGUUCACCGAAAAAGGCAUCGGAUGAGCCGAAAACUGUCGCAAAAAUGAUUAAAACUAAAAAUUCGAUGAUAAAAGCAACAGCGAAAGUAAGAUGUUUAAUGAAUGGACAAGAGCAGCGAACAAUAAAUGUGACACAGCGAGAGGUAGCUGCAAAAAACGUGGACGAAUCGAAGGUGAUAAAGGUUCCGAAGUUGGGAAAUGGGUCAAAACCAAAGUAUCAGUAUCUGAAAGAAGAGAGAUCAGUGUCAACCGAAGAAGGGAAGAGAAAGAAGCCAUCAUCUCCAAUAAAGCGUGAACAAAAAGAAUUGGUGCAGUCAAAAAAGCGAACUACUGACACAGAUAAAACUGGCAAGAAACCGUCAGAAAAAGAGAUGAGUCGGAGAAAUCGUUAA